Messenger RNA from Aphanomyces astaci, 1373 nucleotides. RefSeq lists its product as hypothetical. Gene Ontology annotation, molecular function: NAD transmembrane transporter activity. The coding region runs from base 503 to 1333 and encodes 276 amino acids. The transcript is spliced from 4 exons. Gene Ontology annotation, biological process: NAD transmembrane transport. Lineage: Eukaryota; Oomycota; Saprolegniomycetes; Saprolegniales; Verrucalvaceae. The record is from RefSeq and is a predicted model, not a curated record.
GUAGGCACUAUCAUUAUCGACCAGAAUACAUUAGCAUGGCUUAAGAGCAGAGUUCACAAAGUCAAUGUGUAGGUACAUAAUGUCGAUUCCAUUGGCUAAAAUACACGUUCAAAGCAACCAAUCAAACAUCGUGACCAUGAGUACACUUUCCGAUGUUCGGACUUUGGCGAGCGUUCGUAUGGUGGUAGUGUUUGAUUGGUUGCUUUGAAAGGUGCAACGCAUUUCAACCAAUGAAAUCGCGGGACACUUGACUGUCAACAACGGCAGAGGCGCAAACCUGAUGGCACAAUCACUUCUCGUAUUUGGAUGGCAAUCGACACUUCCGCGUUGAUGGACGUCGUCCGCGCCAAUGCGCCAGUUCUCGCCGGAGCCAUCUCUGGUGUGGCGACUGCAACCAUCUCCAACCCUCUGGACGUUGCCAAGACACGCAUUCAAGUGCAGGGUACGUCCUUCCACGACACACUCGCGCGUGGCAUAUUGACGACAGUUCUUAGGUGGAAUCAUGACCGAGGCCAAGUACACUGGAAUCUUUCGAUCCGUGCGCACCAUUUACGUCGAAGAAGGGAUCCGAGGCAUGUAUCGAGGGUAUUCUGCCGCACUGUGCAGCUUUCCCGUGUACUGGUCGCUGUACUUUCCAACCUACGAGUUUGUCAAGGUACAACUGAGUAACACAUCGUUGGAUCAGUAUCCAGUCGCUGUCCAAGGGUUGUCGGCCACCAUCACAGGCACCGCCGUGGACGUCGUGACGUACCCUCUCUGGUUCCUUCGAACCCGCAUGCACACGCAGCAUUUGCAUCAAAUCACAUCCGCAUCGCACGCACGAGACGGCUAUUCGACUCUCCGCAGCACGGUCGGUACCAUUUUCCAGCGUGAAGGGCCCGGCGCGUUCUUCAAAGGGCUGUCGGCGUCCUGCUUUGGGAUUUUGAGCUAUGGGAUUCAAUUUCCUGUAUACGAGUACCUCAAGCAUCAAGUUGCAAUCGACCCCGACACACAAAAGCCAUCUGCGAGCGGAGUCGUCCUGGCCGCGAUUGUGUCCAAGGCGAUAGCUGCGUCCUUCUCGUACCCAGGGGAUGUCGUUCGCACGCGCAUGCAAGACCAAAUGGGGAAGAGUACGUACAAGCACUUUCUCGACGCCAUGGUGCAGAUCGCACGGAAGGAAGGCGUGGGGUCUUUGUACGCUGGAUUCCGCGUCAACAUCUUCCGCAUCCUGCCUCAAUGCGCCACUACGUUCUUCGUCUACGAGCACGUCAAGGCUUCCAUCGAACCGCCGCGGGACGACGAGCCGAGGCUGCCCUUCCGCCGCUUCUCCACCCAGAAACCCCUGCUGCAGUAAUCACGAUAAUGCUCCAAAUUCAAAAAUGACUCUGUUCGCG